CGUCCGGAGGGUGAUGACGCUCCAGUAGGUUUUCCAGCCCUCGCUUUGCUUUCCCUCCAGGGAAGGUCGUUCCGCACACGAUCCCGCUGAGGAAAGACACUCCGAUGGACUUACACCGGGCCGCCUUCAAGAUGGAGAACUCACCCUACCUCCCCAACCCGCUGGCCUCCCCGGCGCUGAUGGUCCUCGCCUCCACCGCCGAAGCCAGCCGUGACGCCUCCAUCCCGUGCCAACAGCCAAGGCCUUUCGGGGUCCCGGUCUCAGCAGACAAGGACGUGCACAUCCCCUUUACCAAUGGCUCCUACACCUUCGCCUCCAUGUACCACCGGCAAGGCGGUGUGCCGGGCGCCUUCGCCAACCGUGACUUUCCUCCCUCUUUGCUUCACCUCCACCCCCAGUUUGCGCCCCCCAACCUGGACUGUACCCCGAUCAGCAUGCUGAAUCACAGCGGGGUCGGGGCCUUCCGCCCCUUCGCCUCCAGUGAGGACCGGGAGAGCUACCAGUCGGCCUUCACGCCGGCCAAGCGCCUGAAGAACUGCCAUGACACCGACUCGCCCCACCUGCGCUUCUCGGAUGCCGACGGGAAGGAGUACGAGUUUGGCACCCAGCUCCCCUCCAGCUCCCCUGGCUCGCUCAAAGUUGACGAGACGGGGAAGAAGAUCUUUGCGGUGUCGGGCCUCAUUUCGGACCGGGAGACCUCGUCCAGUCCUGAAGACCGAAGUGACAGAUGCAAAAAGAAAGCGACAUUGUUUGACAGCCAGGCUCCCAUCUGCCCCAUCUGCCAGGUUCUCCUACGCCCUGGAGAGCUGCAGGAGCACAUGGAGCAGGAGCUGGAGAAGCUCACCCAGCUGAACAUCAGUAAGAACUCCAUCCUGAAGGAUGCUAUGGCUGCAGGCACCCCCAAGUCAAUUUUGUUGUCGGCUUCAAUCAAGCGGGAAGGAGAUUCUCCAACAGCAUCACCCCACUCCUCGGAUGACAUCCAUCACUCAGACAGAUACCAGACCUUCCUGCGGGUGCGAGCGAACCGGCAGACCCGGCUGAACGCUCGGAUUGGAAAAAUGAAACGGAGGAAGCAAGACGAAGGGCAGGUAUGUCCCCUCUGCAACCGACCUCUGUCAGGAUCCGAGGAGGAGAUGAGUAGGCAUGUGGAACAAUGCCUUGCAAAGAGAGAAGGUUCGUGCAUGACCGAGGAUGACUCUGUAGACAUCGAGAACGAGAACGGCAACCGCUUUGAAGAAUACGAAUGGUGUGGGCAGAAGAGGAUACGGGCCACUACUCUCCUGGAGGGAGGAUUUCGAGGUUCUGGGUUCAUCAUGUGCAGCGGCAAAGAGAAUCCAGACAGCGACGCAGACCUGGACGUGGAUGGGGACGACACACUCGAAUACGGGAAACCACAGUACACAGAGGCAGACGUUAUCCCUUGCACUGGAGAAGAGCCAGGUGAAGCCAAAGAGAGGGAGGCGCUCCGAGGUGCUGUUUUAAAUGGUGGCACACCCAGUACUCGAAUAACGCCAGAGUUUUCUAAAUGGGCCAGCGAUGAAAUGCCCUCAACGAGUAAUGGUGAAAGCAGUAAACAGGAAACCAUGCAGAAGACCUGUAAGAACAGUGACAUUGAAAAAAUUACAGAAGACUCUGCAGUGACAACAUUUGAAGCACUAAAGGCUCGUGUCCGUGAGUUAGAAAGGCAGCUUUCCCGUGGGGACCGCUAUAAAUGUCUCAUUUGCAUGGACUCCUACACAAUGCCCCUGACUUCCAUUCAGUGCUGGCAUGUGCACUGUGAAGAAUGCUGGCUGCGGACUCUGGUGCUGAGGGGUUGGCGUGUCUGGGUACCUGUGGGGAGCACACGGCUCUUCUGCCGACCGGGCGGGAUGGGAGCAGGACAGCAGGACAGCAGGACAGCAGGACAGCAGGACAGCACAUUAGGGCUUGGCACUUGCAUAGGGGAAGCAAUUAAUAAGUGGCUACUCAUGUGUUCCCCAGCCCCAGCCUCUCCCUGCAGCCCCCAAUUUAUUACACCAGGCCUUUUCACAAGGCGUGCUUGCGCUCUUUCCCGUCUCAAAAAAAAUCUCCCAGCCUGUGUUCGCAUGUUUCUAAUGUAACCAUUAAAAUGUAGCCCGAAGACAGCAAUAAAAACCCUGGAACGCCUUGGUGCUUUUGUGUCUUGAUCAAAGUCAAUGUGUGUAAUCUCGUUAAGACUGCCCUCCUUCCCCCCUCCUUUUUUAUGAAUUUAAUGGCAUGCAGCAGCUGGGCUCAGUGUUUAAUGCUCACCAACCUGCAUUGUUCUAAUUAAGGUAUCUCCUUUUAUUUCGGGCACAAAAGAGACUCUUGUUUUUUUUAACAAGCGAGGAGCUGUGGGAUAGUGUGUGUAAUAAUCGCCACUGUUACCUUUCCCUGGGAAUAAAGCUGGCUCCCCAGCAGGGCAGGAGGGGGAUCGGAGGGAGCCUGCGCGUGUAGCACACAUGGAAAGGCUUGGUAGGGGGAGAGGGGCAGCGUUUUUCUUCUGUUGUGCAAUAAACAAUUCGUUGGAGUUCAUGGGAGCUGGGCCUGGUGGGUCGUGCAGGGCUUCCAACACUGGAAAGCAGCCAUCUCUGCUGCUGCAUCCUUCAUAUGCCUCUGUUCUGUGCACUGACAAAUCUGGUACUGAGUUAGAGUGUGAGUGGGUUUGCGUGAGAGAGGAGAGUGGUGCAUUGAGUGUGGCCUUGGAAAUGGAGGCUCCACGUGCCUGGGAGCACUUGUUAACCUGAGUGAGAUGUUGAGGAUAGGAUAAAAUCUGAUGCUGACGUUUGUCACGGAGCAAGGGAGAGAAAAGUGAUUUUCAGAGUUUGGGGUUUGGGUAUUUUCUAGGAUGCAGUACUGGAAGAAUCUGAGCAUCUCUAGUAUCCUCAGGUUGCUGUCGUGUCUGAGGGCACUGGUGAGGAUUAGGUCUGUAGAGCACUUAGGCUCCCUGAAAACACUUCUUGGACUUCAAGUUCUUGACGUCCAGUUGCAGAUUGUUACUGUUCUCCCUCUGGUGGAGGCAGGGAGGCGUUUGUAAACACUGCACAUGGCUGCUGGGCUCCUCAGCUCAGGUACUGGAGCUCAGUGCACCAGACUGACUCCAAGUCCUGGCAGUGAAGCAUCCACCAGAGCUGGUUCCUUCUUUCCAUCCUGUCGCUCUGGGUUUGCUGCAGAGCAGAAAGGGGCCCUGAAGAUGAGUUAGGGGAACAGAGAUGGUGGUGCUGGUCAAGUCAGCCAGCACAUCAGUACCAGUGGACGUUUGCAGACAGCUCUCCUCUCAUGUGGCCUUUGAGGAAGUGAGGAUCCACCCAGCACCAGGAGUAGAGGAGUAAGGAGUUUGCUCUCCUUCCUGAGGGCUGUGGUGUGGAGCACACAGGCGUGGGGUGUGCCAUGCAUACCACAUGCAUUGAGCAACUAGCCACAACACUCUGGUUGUGGCUUGGUCCGUGUUGGUCAUUGCUUGCUGGUUGUCUGUGGCACCUGACAUCGUGGUGUACAUUCAUGUACAGCACUAAGUGCAGACAGAGGGCUAAUGAUAGCAUCAGGUUGCACAGAAACUGGGAUUUGAGUCUUGAGUGAGCUCGCUGCCAUCCCUUGUGGGAGCUGGGUGCCUGCUCUCAGUUGGCUGUUGGACUGCUUCCACAUGUGUGGCAUGAAUCUCCCUUUGGAAGAUGUUUGGCUGCCCCUUCUCUAUCCUUUCCCAUUAGCUGAGAGGCCCCCUGCAGCUACUUGGGGGUGAGCCUAUUUUCUUUCUCUUGGGAUGAAUGCUCUGACAGGAGAGAUGGGUGAUCUGCUGCACUGCUUUUCUGGGGAGGUUUGGAGCCACUGUCUGUGGUGGUUUGGGAGAGCAAGUUUGAUGUGUGUCUGUCAAAAGUAAUUCAGGUUGAGGUGAUCUUCCCAGGGGAAUGGAUUCUUGAGUUCUUGAAGGCCCUUGGAGCUGCCCUUCUGUCAUCUCCCAAACUCUGGUAUCCUUCCUUAGGAAAUGAAUUAAGAGUGAAGUCAGGCUGCUGUUGUCCAAGCUCAGAGCUGUUGUGGGUGUGACGUGCAGGGCUGAAGGGGGAGGUUAAUUGGAGCAGGUGCACUUGGCUGAGUUUCCUUCUGGCCUGUAGAGCCAGAGCCAGCAUUUCCCUUGUGCACCCGCUGGUCCCAGGCUCGUACUUCCCUGUCUCAGGCUUAUUCGAAAAUGACGACUGCGAGAGCAGGAAAAAAUCGCUUUUAGAAAGCCUUCUUCAUCACAGAAUGUGCUUUCAGGGGAUCCAUCAAUAGGUGCGCAUUCUCUGCAGUUGACACGUUUAUGUCUUUGCUAGAUGACACCGCUGCGUUCUGAGCCUUUCAGCUUUUUCCAGGCUGUAACGCUGCGCGUCCCACGCGGGCUUGGAGCAUUUGUCUAAGAAACGGUGCAGAUCAAGAGCGGGUCUUCAGGGCCUUACGGGGCCUUCCUGAGCCGGCAGCUGCAUGGAGGGCGCUGCGCUCCGUCCUCUGUGGUGCCCAGGUGCUGUGGGGCUGCCCGCUUUCUUACCAUGUAUUUCAGGUUUGGCCUGCAGCGCCCUGCGGCAGCGAGCUCCAUGCUGUGGGGAGGCUCUGUGGGAAAGGACGCUGUGCCGUUGGCUGUAGCCCUGCACCUGCAGGUGUGUGAGAGGCAGAGGGCCCCGGCUGGAUACGUCACCCCAGGGCUCAGCUGCCCUCCUGGCAGAAGCUGGCUCUUGGCUCCCAUCAGCUCCGUUUCUCCUUCCUAUAAAGCAUGGAGCUUUGAGCCCAGGCUUAAUGGUGGCACUGCGUAGGCGAGCUGGCUGUGCGCUUCUUUCUUCUCUGUGCCUCUUGGCGUAUUCUGUUUGCAAACAGCCCCACGGGACAGCGGGAGGUGCCUGAGCCCUUCCCUUUCGGUGUUGUUCCCUUGGUCAAUUCACAGCAGACAUCACGCAAUUAUUUUUUUUAUUUUAUUUUAAAGAGCAACUUUUAGGCAGAAUCCUCCAAUCCUUCCUGGCACCGCCUGAGCCCCGAUGACUUCUCAACAUCUCAGCUCUCGUUAAUGUAUUUUUCAAACUGCUACCCCAAGUGAUUAGCCCGUAUUGUGGAUCAAUCACUUGCCAAAUUUUAAUUAAGAAAGGAGGAGAAAAAAUAAACUCCUUCCCCGUUCCAACCCCUUUGCUUUGCUCUGUAACAGCCCCGGAGCAAACUUCUUGCAGCAGAGCUUUAUAAACCCCUCCAAAGUGGGCUUUAUAAUGGAAAAGCUGAGGUGGCCUUUACUGCAGCACACGCAGCUAUAACACAUCAAGGCUUUUCCAUGAAGCGAUGAUGAAAGGAGCAGAAGGACCUGGAAAAAAAAAAAAGAAAAAAAAAAACGACCGAAAGAAAUGGCCGACAGGUGGGACUUAUUAUUGCACAGUGUUUUCAUUUCAAGGGAAAAGUUUAGUAACCCCAGCUGGCAGGUGAGCAGUGGGGGGGCACACUCAUUUUCAUUGUGCCUGUGUGUGUGUGUACAAGUUUGUGUGCCUCUCUGCAAGACGGAGGAGCUGAAAUGCUGGUGGCAGGGAGUGUUGUGCACUGAUAUCAGAAGUCAGGUGUAAGGAAUGGGGUUCUAAAUGAUUUCAGUCUAAAAAGGAGUAAUCAGGACUCAGUUGUGAAUUUAACACACUGCUAUGGGGAGAGGAUGAUAGCUUUGUCUAUAAGAAAAUGGGUUCCUCCUGGGUACAAAGUCAGUGUUUUUGCUCAAGCUGUUGAAUGCCAGAGAGUUCCAGAGAGAUCCAGGAACUGGGCCUCAGGUGUCCAGGAAGAGCCCUCGCUGCGUGCAGGUAAAAAGCAUCCAUUGCUCUGUGGUCAGGUCAGGUAUUGCAGAGUAACCAAACUGGGUCCAUCUGUGUGUUGCUGGGUCCUGCCUUCUGGUGUGGUUGAAAACGUGGCUCUGAAAGCCCACCUGCAGCUCUCACGUGGGGAGAGUGGAACCCCAAAGCCACCAGCAUGUAGUGCAGAAGGGGCUGAGGUCCUGGGGUUGGGCAGGAUAAGUCCACCCAUCUUCUCUUUCCCUGGGGCAUGAAGGAAUUGCGGAUGUGACCUUGCUUUGCUGCUGAAGAGGGACCUGGACAGGGCAUCUUUCCUUCCAAAAUGUCCCGUGUUGAGCUGAUUCAGCCUGCACAAGGGAGGCUACCUGGGGCACAGGGAUCACACAAUCCUCCUCCAGAUCCCAGAAUGGAACAGCGUGGCCCUGUGCAGCACGAGGGGGCAUGGGGCAGUGCUCAGCCCUGGAAGUCAGGGCAGCCCCAUUUCCUGCGCUGCUGGUGCUGGAGAUGGGCACAGCCCCACGGCAGCUCGCUCUGUCAUUUUUUCCACCAGCUGGCUGUCACAUCUGCCAAUCUGAGACUGACCCCGACUCUUGUUAACACCCCAUUGCUGUCAGGCUCGGUGACAGGCAGCACACCCGCUGCUGGUUCGCAUUGUGUACUGCUUGUGUCAGCCUCCCGCUGCCCGGCCCCGCUUGGAGGUCACUGCUCGCAGCUCACCGGGGCAUAGCAGGCCCAACCUCUGCCCCCCUGUGUGCACAGCAUGGGGGGAGCAGGGCAGGGAUUCCUUGGGGCCCGCAGCCCCACCUGAACCACUUUGGUCACUCGACAGCUGUGCUGCUGGUCUGUGUUCUGCCCUGUUCAGCCCGGCUGGGGGGUCAGGGGGUGGCCGUGCUGCCCCUGCUCUGCUGUGUGAGGCUGAAGGUGAGGUGGUGGGUUGGUUGGUCGGUGCUGUUCCCGCAGUGCAUCACGCUGAUGCUGUCGUCCCAUCUGCUG
This is a messenger RNA of Centrocercus urophasianus (Greater sage-grouse), 6770 nucleotides long. It is a transcript of the gene RNF220, whose product is annotated as ring finger protein 220. Gene Ontology annotation, molecular function: metal ion binding; ubiquitin protein ligase activity. Bases 105 to 2099 code for a protein of 664 amino acids. Gene Ontology annotation, biological process: protein ubiquitination. Lineage: Eukaryota; Metazoa; Chordata; Aves; Galliformes; Phasianidae. The transcript is spliced from 15 exons. The record is from RefSeq and is a predicted model, not a curated record.